GAACGAAUCGUGUUUUGACGAAAGAUUGAGAAUGGGAAAAGAAAAAGCUGGUUUUCUCACUCCUAAGGCGAUAGCAAAUCGGAUCAAAUCAAAAGGCUUACAGAAAUUGAGAUGGUUUUGUCAGAUGUGUCAGAAACAAUGUCGAGACGAGAAUGGCUUCAAGUGUCACAUGACAUCAGAAUCUCACCAAAGACAGCUGUUGCUCUUUGCAGAAAAUCCAGAUAAAUACAUUGAUGAAUUUUCAGAACAAUUCGCAAAUGAGUAUCUGGAGCUGUUAAGUCGCAGAUUCAACACCAAACGUGUCCAUGCAAAUAUUGUGUACCAGGAGUAUAUUGCAUUCAGGGAACAUGUUCACAUGAAUGCCACACAAUGGGAAACCCUAACAGAAUUUGUCAAGUGGCUUGGAAAAGAAGGAAAGUGUAUAGUAGACGAAACAGAAAAGGGCUGGUUUGUUGCGUAUAUUGACCGGAACCCGGAGACAAUUCGCAAGCAGGAGCAGGUGAAAACUAAGGAAAAAAUGGAUUUAACGGAUGAAGAGAGGACUUCAAAAUUUAUACAGCAACAGAUUGAGCGUGCUGCAGAGAAGGACACAACAUCUAAAACUCCAGAGUUUACAGAACUGAAGAGAGAGAGUGAGGAAGAGAAAGUAACUAUGAGUCUCUCAGGUCUUGUGAAGAAGAAAGAAGAAAAAGUCAAGAUCAGUACAGAUAAUCUUUUUACAAAACCCAUGGAAAGCUCUGUCCCAAGUAAAGGGGAAAGCAGCGCAUCUUUUCAAAAGGCUGAAGCUUCAAAACCAAAAUUUGCAGGUCAGAAACGAAAAUCAGCACUGGAUGAAAUUAUGGAGUUUGAAGAACAGAAGAAGGAGAAGAUGAACAGAAAAGACUACUGGUUACAUGAAGGCAUUACAGUGAAAGUGGUCACAAGGAAACUCGGAGACAAGUACUACAAGAAAAAGGCAUUUGUAAAGGAAGUGAUAGAUCUUUACAAGGCAGUGAUAAAGAUGAUAGACAGUGGUGACAAAAUGAAGGUGGAUCAGACACAUGUAGAGACUGUUAUACCUGCUAUAGGUAAAACAGUCAUAAUUGUAAAUGGAGCAUAUCGAGGUCAUGAAGCCAUCCUCGAAAGUAUUAACGAAAGGAAAUUUUCCUGUACAGUGUCCAUCAAAUCUGGUCCAUUAAAGGGAAGGAUGAUUGAAAGCAUAAAAUAUGAAGAUAUAAGUAAAAUUUAUCAACCGUCCUGAGGAAAAUAUAUGAUGGAAGUGUAGACGAGGAUCUAACAAGCUUGUGGAUCGAAGUGAUUACUCAUAUCUCAUGUGAGAAAGGUAUCAGCGCCAAGCUUCUUAACUAGCAUCUGUAGAUAAUGGAAAAGAAAUGGAGUGUGAAACAGAGGAAAGGCAGAAGGAUUCCCACUUUGUUUGUUGAGUGUAUAAAUACAUCUGUAAGGAGAGAGACUUUAGGGUCCAGUUCCCUGUGAAACAAUCAUCACAAAAAAGGGCCAGAAUUUACAGUGUGUUUACAAUUGCUUGGAGACUUGGUACUGGAUUCAACAAAAGCAUCUUGGAUUUUACAUAAAUACAAUUUGUAACAUUCAGCCUAUUGUGUUAGCAGUAGAAGAAUGUGACGCUUUUAUUAUGGAGUCUCUAGAUUGUCAAUCACAAUUACUUUUGUAUUUUUGUAAAUCUAAAGGACUUAAGUGAGAACAAGUCAAGGUAAAAUUAAAAUUCGUUAUUUUUGUUUAUAAACAACUUUGUGGUUUUACUUGACUCUUUAGUCAUAUCACGAGCUUCAGGUUCCUUCCAGGGUCACAA
Messenger RNA from Ylistrum balloti, 1807 nucleotides. Its product is annotated as DNA/RNA-binding protein KIN17-like. Gene Ontology annotation, biological process: DNA replication; DNA damage response. Gene Ontology annotation, molecular function: double-stranded DNA binding. Gene Ontology annotation, cellular component: nucleus. The transcript has 10 exons. Lineage: Eukaryota; Metazoa; Mollusca; Bivalvia; Pectinida; Pectinidae. The coding region runs from base 32 to 1240 and encodes 402 amino acids. The record is from RefSeq and is a predicted model, not a curated record.